This is a messenger RNA of Trichobilharzia szidati, 1773 nucleotides long. The record is from the annotation of a GenBank genome assembly. NCBI's taxonomy places the organism in Eukaryota, Metazoa, Platyhelminthes, Trematoda, Strigeidida, Schistosomatidae.
AUGAGAAAAUCACUACAUUUUCAACAGGGCAAUCGAUCAAAAGUUACCCCAAAGAAAUUAACACCAGAUAUUGUGACCGAUCCACGUUUCAUUAUUUUGGCAGUUUUUGAAAUCGAACGAUCAUGGGCAUAUGCUAUGCAACUGAAAGCUGAAUCUGCCACAGAAAUUCGCAAACGUUUUCAAAUGUGUUCUCGUCUUCGUAAAGCAGUUGCACGUGCUGAGCUUUUGUGUAGCAUGGAAGAUGAUUUAUCAUUAUUAGACGCACAAACCAAACUUGAACUGCGCGCCUACAGGCAAUGGAUUCGUGGAAUUUUAUUUUUUGAAUUGCAGAAUUGGGCCACAGCCAAAGAGCAUCUGGAGUCAGCUCAAGCUAUCUAUGAUGUCUUACUUCAGAUGGUUGAUGAAGACAGUCGAAGUGUGUAUAAGUCUCGCAUUGAUGAUCUUCUGCCUCAAAUUCGAUACUGUGCUCAUUCAAUUGGAGAUGAGACAGCAGCCGACGAUUUACAGCGAAUGCGUAAUCAAGCAUCUGAUGGUCUAACGCUGUUAUCAGAGCUUCAGUUAGAUCAACUUCUUAGUCAAGCUCGAGCUAGACAGGCUAGCCAAGUUAGUGAGGUAGAUUGGUUGGGAACUAUAAUUCCAGUAAAAUCAGAAAAGGCAAAAAUUGCAAUCUUAACUGUAAAGGAAUCUGAAUCAGAAUUGAUAAAGGCAGAAACGCCUUCAGCGAAAUUAGCUAUUUACGAAUCAGUUUUGAAAUCAUGUGUUGAAGCGAUUACAUCUGUCAGAGAUGAGUUACGUACUGCAGUGGCGGCUGAACCAUCUGUUACUGGAGAUAAACACAAAGCAGCUAUGGUGGCUUCCACUAAAUCCGGUCAGAAAUUAGGCUCUGAAAAGGUUUCACGGCUUCAAAUGUUAUAUACUUAUUUACAAUAUUUAAAAUUAAGUAAAACAAUCGAUCGAACUCUUCUGCACAUUGAAGCCACUAUUGUCGGGUUAGCUGAAGGAACUCAAAGAAGGAAUAAUCUUGCUACAAGUGCUUAUUCUAAACCACAAGAACUCUCUCGUCUCUACGAUACUGUGGUACAGAAUUUCCAGGAGAUUAUUUCUCUACCGUGUUUGAUUCAAGAACAUAAUGGUUUAAAGGAUUUAUUAUACGCGAAAAUGUUAUCCAAUCGUAGUUAUCGGUGUUAUUACCUUGCACUUGCUUAUAACUGUAGUAAAAAAUACACUGAAUGUUCCGCCCUUCUUAUGAGGGCAAAGCAUCACGCUGAAAAGGCAAUCACUUCACUUGAUACUUCAACUUCAACAUGGACUAAAUCAGAAGAGGCAGUUGCACCUGGUCCUGAUCCUGAUUGUCUGGCGAAAUCCCUUCAUUCCCUUAUACUACAAGCUGAAUCAGAAGAUUUUGCUUGCAAGGCAGCCUCAAUGCUCGAUACGGGAGAAGAGGCUGAGACAGUUUGCGUCACUUCUCUUACACCUACUGCAGGAGCAGAUGUUUCACAAAAGGUUCUGAUUGAUCGUUUGGAUGCUUACGCAGAUGACAAAACUGUGGAGAAAUCGUUCAGUAAUUUUGUAUAUCCCUUUGUUCAAUUGCCUCCUAAAUUCUGUCCUGUUCCUGUGAAGCCAAUCUUCUUCGAUCUAGCUUUAAAUCAUAUUAAUUUCCCAUCUUUAGAUGAUAAAAUAGGCUUGAAGGCUAAUGCAUCUUCCAAGUCUUCUGGUUUGACAGGUCUCAUGCGUGGAUGGUUAUGGCGUGGUUCAGAGCCGACAGGAGCAUAA